Messenger RNA from Hirsutella rhossiliensis, 1059 nucleotides. RefSeq names its product carbohydrate-binding protein. The coding region runs from base 1 to 1059 and encodes 352 amino acids. NCBI's taxonomy places the organism in Eukaryota, Fungi, Ascomycota, Sordariomycetes, Hypocreales, Ophiocordycipitaceae. The record is from RefSeq and is a predicted model, not a curated record. The transcript is spliced from 2 exons.
AUGUUCAAACUCGCAACAUUUUACUGCCUGUCUCUUCUCCUGCUUACACCGGAGACGUGCAAUGCCAGGGCCCUUGAACCAGGCAUCCGGAGCGUGGCUCCAUCAUGGCACUCCCUGGGCGGCUUGUUCUCUGGCCAUCCCGCCGUCGUGUCAUGGGCACCCGGGCGGACCGACGUCUUCGUCCGGGGUACCGACAAUGCCGUGUACCACAAGUGGCAGACCUCGGGUGCCGGCUCUCCGUGGUCACCCAGCGGGACGGCGCACGAGAGCCUCGGGGGCACCGUCUACGGCGACGUGACGGCCGUGUCCUGGGGCCCGAACCGCAUCGACCUCUUCGCUCUGGGCGUCGAUAACGCGUGCUGGCACCGGUGGUGGGACGGCACUGCCUGGGGCGGGUGGGAGUCACUUUCCGGCGGCAUCAUUGGGGAUAUCAGCGCCACGUCGUGGGGAGCCAACCGACUGGACCUGUUUGUGCGAGGCACGGACAACGCCGUGUACCACAAGGCGUGGGACGGGCGCGCGUGGAGUGGAUGGGAGAACCUGGGCGGGGUCAUUGUGGGGAGUCCACGGGCCGUGUCCUGGGGCGCGGGCCGCCUCGAUAUCUUCGUCAGGGGCACCGACAACGCCGUGUACCACAAGGCCUGGGACGGGACGCAGUGGCUGCCCUCGGCGCGGGGGUGGGAGAACCUGGGCGGCGUGGUCGUGGACGACGUGACGCCCGUGUCUACGGGGACAAACCGGCUUGACCUUUUCGUCCGGGGCACCAACAACGCCGUCUUCCAGAAGAGCUGGAAUGGCGCCGUGUGGAGCGGAUGGGUGAGCCUGGGCGGCGUGGCCUUGUCGCGGCCGUCAGCGGCGGCCGGGGGCGGCAAGAGGAUCACGCUGGCGGUGCAGGGGACCAACAACGCCGUCUAUGUCAACGAGUUUAGCGGCACGGCAUGGGCCGGCUGGCGGUCGAUAGGGGGCGUGGUGACGGAUGCGCCGGUGAUAUCUCCGCGCGGGGGCGGGGCGGGCAUCUUCGCGAGGGGGACGAAUGCCGGACUGUAUUCGUACGAGUAG